Mytilus trossulus (common blue mussel) is the source of this 7373-nucleotide messenger RNA. RefSeq lists its product as uncharacterized. Gene Ontology annotation, cellular component: Dbf4-dependent protein kinase complex. NCBI's taxonomy places the organism in Eukaryota, Metazoa, Mollusca, Bivalvia, Mytilida, Mytilidae. Gene Ontology annotation, molecular function: protein serine/threonine kinase activator activity; nucleic acid binding; zinc ion binding. The record is from RefSeq and is a predicted model, not a curated record. The coding region runs from base 257 to 4438 and encodes 1393 amino acids. Gene Ontology annotation, biological process: positive regulation of nuclear cell cycle DNA replication; regulation of cell cycle phase transition. The transcript is spliced from 11 exons.
AAAAUAUUUACUACGGGACACUGUUUGGCGGCAACCUCAAAGAUACACAAUAACAUCAAAUAAUUGACUAAACCCUUCUACUCUCAAAAUUUCACUUAUAGUAACUGCAUUUAUCAAAAAUAUGAAUCCAUCUAAUCUAAAAUCACUCUGAAAACAAAAUUAUGAACUGCUUAGUGCAAGUGUUUUGGAUUUUCAAAACAAAUGAUCUCCGAGUAUGAUGUCAGACGGCAAGGCGAGGGUAUUUUAAAGUAUAGAUAUGACGAAAAACCAGCGACAUGACAAGAAAAAAUCAAGCCCAAAAGGUAAAAGAAAGCUUGAUUUCAUUGAAAAGAAAAAAACAAAGACACCUUUAACAGGGAAAACUAUCUUUCUGGAUAUCAAAGAAACUAAAGUAAAGAAACGGUUAGAAGAAGAUAUCAUCAAACUUGGAGCUAAAGUAGAAACGUUUUUGAGUAAAGACAUCAAUUAUUUAAUAACUGCCAACCCACCAGCCAAACCAACAGGAAAUGAAGAUAAAUAUGGAUCUCCUGAGAGUCCGUCCAUUUCUACUCCAAGUCCAUUUAACAUGGGUGCAUCUCCUUCACCAAGUAAUCCAGAGAGUGUCAAAAAUACAAUCCAAACAGUUUCAAGGGGGAAAGCCAUAUACAACAAAGCCAAGAUUGCCACUAAGAACAAUGUUAUUGUGGAAAAUGCACAGAAAUGGGGUGUAAAGAUAGUUGGAUUGGAAGUUGCCCAGAAAUGGAUACAGAAGGAAGUUCUGAAGUUACCUCUUGACAUCAAGAAGGAUUUGAAAGGGAAGAAAACCUGUUCUACAUCAAAAGGAGAUGAAUUUAAAGUUAAAAAACUAAAGAGGCCCUUUUUAAAGUUUGAAGAUGUUAGUCAUCAGUAUAAGAUUGUAUACAAACAUCUGGAAACAUGGCCUCAUGUGAAUGUAGAUACACCCAGAGGAAGCUGUCCGUUUGAUGGUACCAGAGUUGGGAAGGAUGAUGAGUCCCUGGGGGACAGGAGAGACAAGAUUGGGCUACCCAACAUAGAAGUACAUUCGGAGGAUGAAUGCAGGGAUAACACAUGUGAUAGCAAUACACCCGUAGAUGGGAAAAUAAAAAAAUCUGACAGUAUUAUUGGUCCAGUAAAGAUUAUGACAGCAGGAGAUAUUAGACGCAAAGCAGAGCGGAAGAGAUUAUUAGAGAAGAAACGUGGAUAUUGUGAAUGUUGUCUUAUCAGAUAUGAACACAUUGAUCAGCAUAUCAAGAAUGAGCAACAUAAGCAGUUUGUAAGGGAUAAAAAGAAUUAUGAAUCAUUAGAUAUUCUUAUAAAGAAUGGUUCAAACUGUAACACAGCUAAAUUUUUACAGAGAACUCUCACUACACAUCUGAGGAAAGGCAAGGCGAUCAGUGAAGAUAUAGACACAUCAAUACCUGAGGCCAAACAAUGGACUCCAAGAAAAUCUGCUGCAGCAAAAAAUGCAAUGAAAAAACAAAGAAAAGAAAGAAAGGAUGACAUUACUGUAAAGCCAAAAAAUCCUAUUACUGGAACUGUAGAAACUAAAAAUGUCAAAGGAAAGAUCAAUAGUCUUAAAAGAACUGAGGAAAAUGUCGAUAGUAGUAAAACUCAGCAGGAAGAAAGUUUAAUGAGUGAAAAGGAAAGUUCAAUUACAUGUAUAAAUGGCAAUGAAUCAAAUACAAGUACUAAGGAUAGCAAAUGUCAAAAGUCAGAAGUGAAAAGAAUGGAAGGAGAUACUAGUAGAACUGAAUGUGAAAGGGAUAUAGUUAUUGACAAACUAGAUGAAUUGACUGUCAAUAGUGAGGUCCAGAUUAGUUUAUCAGCUUUAAAUGUAAACUCUUCAGGAAUAAAUACCAGUUUAAAUGAAGACGGCUUACUCAACAUGACAUCUAAAGAAAUAAAAGAUAAUCAGUUGGCAAUGAGUAAAUAUGAUAGGAAAUAUAAUAAUGGUUCUGUUGAUAUAAUUGUUCAGGAGGCUGAAACUUGUAUACAAAAUGGACCAACUACUAAGGGAGAUAUAAUGCAAAACAAUAAAAAAGGCAAAGAUAAGAUAAAACAAAGUUGUGCUAAGAAUGACAAGUUACCACAUAAUCUUAAUGUUGACGCAGCAAGAAAUAAAAGAAAUGAACAAAGAAGUAAAGUAAUCAGUUGUGAAUGUGAUGAAGUGAAGAAAGAUGGUGAAGAAUCAUCCGAAACAAAGGUCAAUAUUGAGAACCAUUAUGUUCCUAAAGCAAAAUCAUUCUUUAUGCAGCAAAAUAUGUCGCCAUGCCGCGUAGACUGGGGAGAUUUAAAAAACAUAAAAACACAAGAUGCAAAGGUUGUGGUAAAAAGAUGGUCUCAAAAACUUGAAACGUCAAAUCAACCAGUUAAGAAAGAUAUCACAGACAAAACAGACGAGGCUGAUUUGACUGAAAUAUCCAAUGUGUCAAACAAUGAUAAGGAAAUGGUUGAAAAGAAAACAAACCAUAAAGUAUCAAGUGAUAAGAAAUAUUGCCAGGAAAAAACUAUUUGUACUAAUAAACUUUCAAAGCAGAGUCCUACCAGAAAGGUUAAAGGUUAUAACAAAACACCAAUGUUGUCACCAAUUCAAAAUGAGAUACAACAAUCUAAAAACAAUAACAUGGAUGUUUAUGAUUUCCAAGAUACCCCACAGAAGUGUAAGGAUGUAUAUGCUAUGAGUAGUGAAAUCAGUCUGAUUGGCACAGAAUCCCCAAAAUUAAAUAGAAAACAUAAAACACCUACAUCAGCAAAUAGAAUGAAACUUCAAAGUAGAAAAUUUAAUUCAAUUAGCCCAAGAAGUGGAACAAGUAUAACCCCUGGAUCAGCAAGAAAAAAAAUGUGGCGCAAACCUAAUUCCACACCAAAAUCUGCAAAGUUUAUUUCUAAAAAACUUAAUAGGUUUAAAUUGCCUGUUGAUUCUCUAAGAUCAUCUCACUCAGAUUCUGGGUUAAAAUCAAACAAAAAAUUGACAGAAACUCGUCAGGAAUUGAAAACAAUCACAAAGAUUAAAUCAACUGAUACAGUUAUCAAAUCGUCGAACAAGAAAAACAUUAAAGUUUUAAAUGUAGCUAAAGAUGUGAGUGGAAAUGAGAAAAACAAUGUCUCGUGUGGUGGAAUAUUACGAAAAAGACAUAAGAACAAAAAAUCACAUGAAACGGAAACAAACAUUUACAAAACCAAAGAUAUUUCAUCAGGAAAGAAGAAAUCCUGUUUGCCAUCAGGCACUAAAGAAGUAAGCCAUAGAGCCAGUCCUUUACAUUCUAGCGUGAAACAUACAUAUUCUGAUAAUAAAAGAUAUCAAACAGAAUGUGCUCCUAGUACUACAAAUAAGAUACCUGCUAUAAAACGGUUGAGUCCAUCAAAACCAUUUAAUCCUGAUAAAACAGUGGAGACUAUUGAUCAAGCAAUGAACACUAAAGAGAAAACACCCCAAAAAUCUCAGAAAAGUUUGCUUCGUAAUUCUGUCAUAAGUCCCAAUAGUAGAAAAUCACCAAUGAAGAUAUUGGUUUGGAAGGCAGCAAAUCUGGAUAUAACAAAAUCAAAGAAAGUAAAAUUAAAUACAAGUUGGUCAUUACUUAGUGAUAGAAGUGUUGGGAAACUACUUGCCAGUGAUGAUGGUAAUAAUGAACAGUUUGACGGCUUCUCUAAGGAAGAUAUUACAGCAGAAAGUAGUCUUGAUAGUGAUGCUUCAUUUGUGGAAACAACAGAAAUAGAUAUGGAUGAAAAUUCCCAUCAGGAAUGGGUAAUUAAUGCUGAAUUAGUCAAUGAAGACAGUAAUGAUAUACAGGAUCUGGUGCCUGUGUUUACCUCUCCGGGGAAACGUUCUGACUCCUCAUGGGGAGAUGCUUGUGAGGAAUAUAUACAGUCACAAGUCUCAUUUAAUAACUCAAACACAAAAAGUAUGUUAGAAACUUUCUCUAGUCCAAAAAAGUUUUCUCCAAGAAAAAGAAAGAGACUUUGUAGCGAAGAGGACAAUACUUUCUACAAAAGUGCUUUACACUGUUCGUUGUUAAGGUCACCGAAUCCCAAAAGAAAGAGGAGGAAAGUAAUUCAGGAUGGAAUUGAAAAAGUUGACAAUGAAAUAGAAUUUAAUCAUUUGAGUCCACAAAAGCUGAGAGGAUUUGUUAGUCCAGUCAAAAACUGUGAUGAAGAAACAAUGUUUCCAUCUAGUCCAUUGAAAGGUGUUUGUAGUACAUCCACUCCAUCUAGAUUGGUUUCUGGUAUUGAGGAGAGCAAAUUAAGCAGAAGUGCCCCUUUAAAUUUCACAUGUAAACAAAGAAAGUCUUGUGAGAAGUUGAAAUUUCAGCAAGAAACAAAUAAACUUAAUCAUCAUAAUAAAAACAUGGGGAGUGAAAAAUCCAAAGAUAAAAUUAAGGCAUCAAAAUUUACUGUGAAAGCUGAACAUGGAAGAAGUAGGUCACGCAGUAGAAAAUGAUAAAUAGUAUUUGUAAUGCUAAUUAAUGAAUCAAAAGAUAUCAAUAAUAUAUAGGGCAAAACAAGUUUGAUAAAAAUGAUUUCACAACCAGGUGCUAAGAUAGCUUAUCAAUAUAGUGGAAUUCAAAUCACUAGUCCACAAAAGCAUUUCCUAUCUCUUCAGUGUAAAACAAAAUUUUAAUUGCAAAGGUUAGAGUAGAAGUGUUGGUUUACUUGUUGGCCAACCAAAUUUUGCAAUUUUCAAAAGAAGAAAAAAAAGAAUUGUAUAAUUAUUAUGUUUUUUAUAACAUAUUUUACUUGAAAUAUAAUUAUAAAUAAUUAGUGGAGUGCAGUGGAUAAGCUCUCUCCCCCCCCCCCCCCCCCCCCCCACUAACAGAUAGACCAAAACAUUUCCAGAGUAAAUAUAAGUAAAGCUAACAAAUUAAAACCAUGGUUUUAAUAACAUAGAUACAUUUUUAGACUACGUAAAAAAAACAAUUAUUUUUCCCUGUUUGAAAUGGAUAAUUUUAUCUGUCACAUAGACUAAGCAGUUCAGAGGCAUCUAUUGUCAUGACUGAAUUUUUAAGGGGGUUAAUUUUUUUAAUCUAUUUUUAGACUAGUAAUGGUUUUAAGAUAUAGAAAUGUUUAAUACUCUUGCAUACCUCUGUCAUGUCUGUGUUUUAGUCUUAUCAUGCUGUGAUCAUUGUAUUUGACUACCAUCUUUCUUUUGUAACUUUUUUUAACACAAUAUGUAUGAAGAGUUAAAAUAUUCUAUGCAUCACUUUAGUUAUUUAUUUGUGUUGAAAGAAAUAUUUUGAUACUGUAAAUUCAGAAUUUAUUGUGAGGUUUUUAUUAAUGCGAAUAAUACAACUGGGUGAGUAUCACUAAAUAGGAACUCACAUUCUUAUAUCUGAUUCCUAUAUCUGUAUGCAGAUUUUCAUGACAUUGCAAUAAUUAAACGUGCAUUUUUGUCCAUUUUACAAAAAUCACAAUAACAAAUGCACACAAUAAUUUCUGAAUUUACAGUAAUUAGUUUAGUUAACUCAAGAGUCUGAUGUGAUAUAUUGGCAACAUGGAUAGACUUUCAAUUUAUCAUCUCAAAAUCUUUCACCUACCUCAUCUCAAGCUUUAACGCUUUGUUAAAAAAUCCUGUUAUUACUUUUUAAACAUGUCAAAAAAUAAAUGUAGCAUCUAUGUGCAUGAACAAACCACUGAUUUGCUGUUUCUAAAAACACGUUAGUAAGAAAAUUUAUUUAAGAAAAAAAAUGUAGCUUUUAUUGAUAGCCUUUCAAGGCAGUGUUAGAUGCUCAUCCAGCGACAAUGCAUGUGUAAACUACUUAUAUGAAGAAAUAAGACCUGGUUGCUUCAUACCUUGUAGUUAGAAGCCUCAUAUUACAAAGUUUCCGUCCAUCAAAUGUCCAUUGUCAUACGCAGACUGUGUUCAUCGUCAUGGUUCAUCGACUGCUUUUGUCAUUUGGAUCUUUGAAAGGUUUUAGUCAUUUCUUAGAUACUUUAUAUUUUGGUGUUCAUUCUACUUACGAUUACUGACAGUUACUUUUGCAUUUAUUUGGGUUCAGUUAACUGACACAGAUACUUUUGAGUGCUAUACAGUUAACUGUUUAUAACUGAUAAUGCAAUAACAUUCUGACGAAAGUUUACUGGCACAUGUAUUUCUAAUACUGGAUGCUGACUUGUCAAUGUGGUUGAAUUUAAUCAAAAUAUUGAUUUUGAAAAAGCCAAUCAUUUUUAGCUAAAAUCUAUUAGUUGCAAACUUGUCAUACAAGAAAAAACACCUAAACAGACUGAUGAUGUUAGAUACCUAUCAACCUGUCAAGUAAACUGUAGUCAGUUUGGUGCAAAGUCUGUGGUUUAUUCUGACUUGGUCAAUGUAAAGUUUUCCUGGUUUAGUUUGUCUCUUAGAUACAAAGUAAUAGGUUAACCAUAUUGGGUGAAAGAAAUGAAUUAAAGGUGUACCUGUCUGUCUGGCAUGUAACACAUGACUUUGACCUUAUUGUCAUGGUUCAAUGGUCAAUGUCUUGUAUGGUAUGGUAUUUUGGAUGAUAUAAGCAGUCUGUCAACUAUAUUUGGUGUAUGGAAUGAUUGUAAAGUGAGCACGUCUUGUCUGGUAAGUUUUUUCUUACCUUUUCCUGGUCGUCUUGACCAUUGCUAAUGUAAAAUGUAUGUAAUACUUGUGCUGAGUAAAUAAAAAAUCUUGGUUUCUACCUUAAAAUAAUCAUGGUCAGUAAAGCAGGCAAGACAUUUCAUUGUGUGCACUCUUUACUUAUUUAGUUAUGUUUACUCUUCAAAAUACCUCAGGAACUAUAAAUAUAUCAUGUAUGAAGUAUGCAGGUAUGGUGUAUGUGGAUUUUUAUUUUUUUCUGAAACAGUUGAUGGCCUUGACCUCAUUUUGAUGUUCCUGUGGUUGGGUAUUAGAUUUGGUUUUAAUAAUAACUGAUAAAUUGGAAAUAUCUUGUAUGUGAAUCAAUCUGUGCUUCAGACAGGCUUCAUAACACCUCCAGGGAGUUUUUUUGGCUUUCAAAUAAAUCAACUAUUGUGGCAGAAGAGACGUUUAAACAUAUCGUAAUAUGUCAACUCGUGUUUAAUAAUACAGAAAUCAAGAAAUUCUAAUGAAUUAUGUUUUGACAUAAAAAAAUUCUUAAAGGAUUUGACAUAUUCUUAUUUUUCAAAUGGCACAAUACAUGUUCUAAUCUAUACCUAUAUCUUUUUCUUUUCUGUCUUAUCUAUGUUACACUUAGUAUUUUUAUUUCUGUUUUAUAUGCAAUAAUAAUAAUAGUUGUAUAGUGUUACUGAAUAUCAUUAUAUUUUGAUAUCUUAUUUGAAUUACAUUAUAUAAGACGCAGUGUUUCUGUAAAUGUAAUGCUGGAUGUCUCUACUGUGAGUCAUUUUAUGUUAUUUUCAUUAGCUGAAGAUUUCUAAUUAAAAUGAUAUAUAUAACA